AAUCUUCCAACGGGAUUUUCCGAAUCAAAUGAUGAGGGUCAUUUUUUUGAGUAAAAUAGUGGGAGCAUAUUUAAUUAAAGGCCUAAUUAAAUAUGUCAAUGAUACUUAUAUUUUCAUUAAUACUUAUGUAGAUUACCAUGACAACAAACACCUCUAACAACAUCUUGCGAUCAAUCCUUGAGAAGGAAAAAUUGUUUGGGACAAAUUUUUUGGAUUGGUACCGAAACAUGAGGAUUGUCCUCAAACAUGAUAAAGGGGAAGGAAAGGAAGUUGUCAAACCCAAACCCACUAUUGCUGCUUUGAAGCCUAGUGGAGGCAUAACAAAAGAAGGCACCUGCUUCCAUUGCGGUAAGACCGGACACUGGAAGAGGAACUGCCCAAAGAACAUGGAAGCUAAGAAGAAUGGAGUAGAGACUUCAACUUCAGGGACUAAAAAGGAGUAGAGAUUUGGCAAAAGGUGAAGUCAAUCUACGAGUUGGCAAUGGAGCAAAAGUUGUUGCUUUAGCCGUAGGAACUUAUGUAUUGACUUUACCUAGUGGUUUAAUAAUUCAGUUAGAGAACUGUUAUUAUGUACCUGCAAUUAGCAGGAAUAUUAUUUUUGUUUCUUGUUUGGACAAGUUUGGUUUUUCGUUUAUAAUAAAGAACAAUUGUUGCUCAAUUUAUUUGAAUGAUAUAUUAUAUGCUACU
Molecule: messenger RNA, 687 nt
Organism: Lathyrus oleraceus (garden pea)
Lineage: Eukaryota; Viridiplantae; Streptophyta; Magnoliopsida; Fabales; Fabaceae
Exons: 2
Coding region: 138-443 (101 amino acids)
Molecular function (GO): zinc ion binding; nucleic acid binding
Source: RefSeq, a predicted model, not a curated record